Molecule: messenger RNA, 1762 nt
Organism: Serpula lacrymans var. lacrymans S7.9
Lineage: Eukaryota; Fungi; Basidiomycota; Agaricomycetes; Boletales; Serpulaceae
Exons: 15
Coding region: 103-1581 (492 amino acids)
Biological process (GO): protein import into peroxisome matrix
Cellular component (GO): cytosol
Source: RefSeq, a predicted model, not a curated record
GAUCAUCUUUCAGUUGUUCAGCUGUGCCGUGACUGGACUACACCUCUUUUUUUCACUUCUACAUAACACAUUUACACAUUUCAGCCCACUCCAUACAGCAUAAUGGCUCCUGUGGAGACUGAGUACUAUGACUUGUUGAACGUUUCCGUGGACGUUAGUGACACAGAUCUCAAGAAGGCGUACAGGAAGCAAGCCAUGAAGUACCAUCCCGAUAAGAAUCCGUCGCCCGAUGCUGAAGAGAAGUUUAAAGAAAUAAGUAAAGCAUACCAAGUCUUGUCAGACCCCAAUUUGAGGGCUGUCUAUGACAAAAAUGGUAGAUCUAUGGCGGACAAAGAAGGCAAUGUCAAUAUGGAGGAUGCAGCAGGAUUCUUUGCCAACGUUUUCGGUGGUGAAAGAUUCAUGGAAUAUAUUGGUGAAAUUUCUCUUAUGAAAGAGAUGACUUCAGUCGCCACGACAAUGAUGAGCGAGGAAGAGAAAGCAGAUAUAGAAAGAGAACUUAAUGGUGGUUCGCCUUCAGCGGGUCCUUCGUCGCCCAUGGUCACCCAUGAAACACCAGUCCCACAGUUGCCACAUACACCCGACCACUCCACCUCCGCUCGCCCCCCCUCUCAGCUGAACACCACACCACCCGCCCUCACUCCUGUUGAUGAGGCUUCGAAACGAACAUCUCAGUUGUCAUCACCCUCUCCGAGCACCGCCAGCGGCAAGGAAGCUGCGAGCAUGUCACCUUCCAAAGAACAGUCACCACCAAAGAAAAAGCAUAAAUUGACGCCUGAACAGAGAAAGCAGCUUGAAGAUCUAGAAAAAGAGAGACGUCGGGCAAUGGAAGAACGGAUCAGCACUCUUACCGUUAAACUCCUCGAUCGACUAAGACCAUUUGUAGAAGCUAAGCAUCCAGGAGAAAAGGAUGAUCCAGAGACAUUGGCAUUCCAGGCGAAAAUGAAAAGAGAGGCUGACGACUUGAAGCUGGAAAGUUUUGGUGUUGAGCUUCUACAUACCAUAGGUACUGUUUAUAUGAUGAAAGCUUCAUCAUUUCUCAAAUCGAAAAAGUUCCUUGGCCUUGCUGGCUUUUGGUCACGGCUGAAAGAGAAGGGUUCAGUUGCCAAAGAUGCUUGGGGAGUCAUUGGAAGCGCUCUAAGCGUGCAAUCCUUAAUGCAAGAAAUGGAGAAACUUCAAGCCAAAGGUGAGUUGGGGGAGGACGAAAUGAGGGCACUGGAGCAAGAUGUUACUGGCAAAAUUAUGCUAGCGUCUUGGAGAGGAACCCGGUUUGAGGUUGUUCAGGUCCUGCGUGAGGUCGUCGAUAACGUUCUGAAAGACAAGAAGGCGUCUGAUUUAGUGCUAUAUAACCGAGCUAAGGGUUUACUUAUCACGGGUGCAAUCUUCAAAUCGACAGUUCCUGAUGAGUCUGAUGAAGAACGUCGCGAACUAGAGAGGAUGGUAGCAGAAGCUGCUGCGGGUAAAUCCAAGCACCAGCAGUUACGUACAGCUGCUGCUAAAACGAGGAAGGACGGCAAGACAUCUCCCAAGGAUGUGGAGCAUGCUGAGAAGGCCACAAGACCUGCUGAACCCUCUGGUCCAUGAGUAUGGUCACACGCCUAUUUCACACAUUGCAUACGUAUAGCAGUAGGAUUCUGCAUUGGAUAAUAGAUUACGAGUUAUUGAUACGUGGGCUUUACUGUUCAGUGACUGAAAUUUUAAGCCCCACCAAUGCGUUUUCCAGAAUUACAUUUUAUGUAUGAUUUAUUGUGCAAGUGUUACAGCU